CAACUCCCUUUUGCUUCCUUCCCGGUGAACGAGGAAUCAAAGAGCGUCCUGGCCAGACCGGGAAGAACCGGGGCUUUCCCUCUCGAAUUCGAUUCCCACAAGCCUCUCUUCCUGUCCGGAGAACGGACGCUCUCUUCUCAGACACCUCUCACCUUCACAUCGCUCGAAUUUCGUUCACAGUGGCCAGUGUUAUUUACCAGUUUACUUACCGGUGUCUGUUACUUGGAUCCAGUGUCUUAUAAUUUACGACCAAAUAUUUACAUACCAAUAAAAAAUAGUCAGAAUAGGAGAGAAAGAAAGAAGACAUACAUGGAAGCUUUCAGCUAAAAAGAACAACAAUACCUUCAAAAUUUAGUGCCUAAUUGGAAGAUUUGUGUGAAUAAGAUUUCUGUGAUAUUUGAAUCUUUUCAAGAACGGAAAAGUGAGUUUCAUCAGAAGCGAUAAGUCUGGGUAACUGAUUGUGAACAUUAGUUCACUUCUAACUAUUAAAAUUUUAGAAUAUAUAGAAAAGACGAGGUCAGAAUCAAAAGAAAGGAUAUUUAAACUGAUAUUUGAAAUUACCUUCUUUGAUAAAAGGCUUUAACGGGCAGAUCAUCAGAAGCGACACAGAUUGUAAAGUCUAGUGGUAACACCGAAUGUCCCAGUAGCAAUUUAUCGCUUUGAGGAAGCUAACUUUUGAAGCAGUCAUGGAGGAAUUAGAAGUGCAACAGGAAUUGCAAGACCAGCUGGGGAACUUGUCUUUCUCGCCGCCACCGAUGAAGAAAUCUGAUACGAGGGACAGUAUCUCUUCGGUGGACAGUGAUGUGAGUCUUUCCUUUGAUCGAAGAGGAUCAAAGGGCGAAGAGGCUGACUUAUCCGACAGCGGAAGCUCAGAUUCCGACAGGAAGGCCGGCAAUCUGCACAAGAAACAAAAUAAGAACAGUGACCAAGACUCUGGUGCUGAUUCCUUUGACGAUAUUGUGCCUAGGGAACCGGAAAAUCAGAUUCCGAAGGAAAAGGUUUCAGCAACUCCAGUCGAAGACUUUGUGCCGCCGAAUGAUGAAUUAGCUGACAAGAUUUGCGCUCAAGUGGAGUUUUACUUCUCGGACGAAAACAUCGUCAAGGAUGCAUUCCUGCUGAAACACGUGAAGAGGAACAAGGAAGGCUACGUGUCUUUAAAACUAAUCUCAAGUUUCAAGAGGGUCAAACACCUCAGCAGAGACUGGAGAGUGGUCGGCGCAGCUCUGGCGAGAUCGAAGAAGCUGGAGGUGAACGAACAGGGAACCAAGUUGCGGAGAAUUGAUCCUUUGCCACCCUUCGAUCAGACUACACCUUCGAGAACAGUCCUGGCAGCGAAGUUGCCCGUCCAAAGGUUGUCAGUCGAGUCUGUAGCGGAACUCUUCAAGCCUUGUGGAGAAAUUGCCCUUAUCAGAGUCCUCAGGCCUGGUCAUCCUGCACCUGCAGAGGUACGUCAGGCGAUCGCCAAGAGACCGGAUUUAGCAUCGAGCGACGAGUGUGCGAUGAUCGAGUUCAUCGACUCGGCCUCGGCAAGAAUGGCCUUGCAGUUGUCUUUGGGAGAAGCGAAGAUUUAUGCGCUUCAACAGCCAGCAGAUAAGAAGAAGAAGCAGCAACAACCUCCUAAGAAGAAUCCUGUUGCAAGGGUCUCUCGAGAAGAGACUUACAAUUCUUCAAGUUGUGCCAGCGGUUCUGAGAACGAAGAGGGCAAGUCGAGGCAUCGAAGGCAAAUGUAUAAUCAUCCAGUUUAUCACGUCUACACCGGAGGACAUCCUUAUCAACGUAAGGACAAACCAAUACCAAACCGAGUUUACUGUGAUAAUUCAGAAAGUUUGAUAAUUCCAAAUAAUAAUCAUUGUUCUUCAGCCGGUCCCCCUUCACCAGAAGCUUGGAUGCCUCGAAGAGUUUCUUCAUGUUCAAUGCCUGGUCCCGACAAUGGUUUACUCCUCCGUCGACUUUCCUCCUGCUCUGGUUCAGGUUCAGAUAAUGGAAAUUUCAACAGAAGAUUUUCCUCGUGUUCCUCAAGUUCUGAAAACGGUUACUAUCAUGCGGUCUAUCCUCCAGGAUAUUAUCCACAAAAUCGUAGAUUCUCUUGUUGUUCGGGGUCUGGUUCUGGUUCCGGUUCCGAUUGCAGCGGAGUAUGUUUUAAUCCUGCUCGUCGAGGUUCCGGAGACUGUGGACCAUUUCUCAGACGACUUUCUGCGUGCAGCAGGGAUUCAGGAUAUGAAGUGGGGACGAGAAGACUGUCUUCUUGCUCUUCUAGUUCCGAAACAGGAUUUUUCCGUCCAAGAAGUAAUAGUGGCAUUGUUGUCACUCAUCUUCCAGAAAAUAUUACGAGACUUCCUUCCGGCCCCGACGGGACUCGGGGAUUCGGUAGACCGCCUAGGAUGAAUCCAAUGGCGACUCCGAUGGAACCGGCUUGUUAGGAAAUUUUUAGUUUUUAAAUCGAAGUGUUUCGUCGUCACGAAAAUUCGAGACUAGUCGAUCCACUUUUCCAGCUCCCUCAAUUUUUCGGGACGAUUAGACACGGCCUUUUUAAAUAUGGUCAUUCUUUGGUGAAACUUUUUUUAUUUUUUCAGGAAUUCUACCAUUUUGCAAAGUUUUUCCAAACUGAAUACUAUUUUUAAGUCGAAGUAAAGCUUUUAAAAUUAAAUUCAUUGUCAAAAAAAGUUGGUAUUAAAAUUUAUAAGAGGCGCUAUUGUAAAUAUGUACAUAAAAUAUUGUCUUAAUGUGUUUCUUAAUGAAGAAACUUAGGUAUAGUUUUAUGGUAAAGUUUAUCUUUAUUUACGACCUAUUUAUAUGGUUAAACUGAGGAUAAAAAUUAUAUCUCAAAUAAUGUUCUCUAAUGCAAUAAUGAUUUGCCAUAAAGAAUUAACUUGGCACAAUUAAAGAAAAGAAGAAAGUUUAGAACAUUGUUGAAUCGUGCUACAUACUUGUAAAAUUCAUUCACCUUCGUUUAUUUAUUGCUUAAUAAAUGUACUAUCCUCGUAUGCAAAUUUAGUUUAAUUAUGCGAUGUUGUAAAUAUAAAUUU
Belonocnema kinseyi is the source of this 3026-nucleotide messenger RNA. RefSeq names its product la-related protein 6 (gene Achl). Lineage: Eukaryota; Metazoa; Arthropoda; Insecta; Hymenoptera; Cynipidae. Gene Ontology annotation, cellular component: nucleus. The transcript has 3 exons. The record is from RefSeq and is a predicted model, not a curated record. Gene Ontology annotation, biological process: RNA processing. Gene Ontology annotation, molecular function: mRNA binding. The coding region runs from base 687 to 2420 and encodes 577 amino acids.